Messenger RNA from Cyphellophora attinorum, 828 nucleotides. Its product is annotated as D-erythrulose. Gene Ontology annotation, cellular component: intracellular anatomical structure. The coding region runs from base 1 to 828 and encodes 275 amino acids. Gene Ontology annotation, molecular function: oxidoreductase activity, acting on NAD(P)H, oxygen as acceptor. Lineage: Eukaryota; Fungi; Ascomycota; Eurotiomycetes; Chaetothyriales; Cyphellophoraceae. The transcript has 2 exons. The record is from RefSeq and is a predicted model, not a curated record.
AUGGCACCUCCGUUGGAACAUGUCCGGCCCAUGUUUGAGCUCCGAGGCCGAUGCUAUGUCGUGACAGGCGGUGCACAGGGCAUCGGCUUUGCUUCGACGCGUUCAGUCUGCGAGCUCGGUGGCAAUGUAGCAGUGCUGGAUAUACAGGAGCCAGUGGCCGAGUUCAAGUCCCUUUCGACCGACUUCGGGGUCAAGACGUUCUUCAUACAAACCGAUGUCACGAGCCAAGAGAGCCUGGAAGCCGGUUUUGCGCAAGCAAUCAAGCAGCUUGGUCGACUCGACGGACUCGUCCCAGCUGCUGGCAUCGCCAUCGACAAGCCGUUCAUCGAUCAGACCUGGGACGAGUUCAGCCGGAUACAAGAGAUCAAUGGCCGCGGAGUAUUCUUUAGCUGUCAACUCGCAGCGAGGCAGAUGAUCAAGCAAGGUUUUGGUGGCAGUAUGGUGCUACUGGCUUCUCAAACCUCGCAUAUCGCCAUACCGGGUCAUCGUAUGGCGGCAUACAACUACUCCAAGGGCGGCAUCCUGAUGUUGAUGAAAGCUCUUGCUGUUGAACUCGCACCACAUAACAUCAGAGUCAACAGCAUCUCGCCAGGCUACGUGGAUUCCGACAUGCUUCAACGCGUGAGAGCAGCCAAAGUACCUGCGGAAGCAGCACAAAUGGAGAACUCUCCUCCACUAAAGCGACUAUCUAACGCGAAUGACUUGACUGGCGCCAUCGUGUACCUUCUGAGUGACGCGGCGAGGUUCACAACAGCAGCAGACAUCCCAAUAACAGGUGGUCUACACGCUGGGACCAUUGAAGGGUUGAUUUACUACGAGAGCAAGUAG